GAGUGUGUGAGCGCCCCCCGGUGGCAUGAGCGCGUGCGGGAGGAAGGCUCUGGCUCUGCUCAGCAGUGUGUUUGCGGUCUGCAGUCUGGGUCUGCUGGGCAUCGCCGUCAGCACUGACUACUGGCUCUAUCUGGAGGAGGGCGUCAUCAUGCCCCUCAACCAGAGCACUAACACACACCUGUCCAUACACUCCGGCCUCUGGAGAGUGUGUUUCCUGGCAGGUGAGGAGAGGGGCCGCUGCUUCACCAUCGAAUAUGUGAUGCCCAUGAAUGUUCAACUGACCAGUGAGUCGACUGUCAACGUUCUGAAGAUGAUUCGCUCGGCCACGCCGUUCCCGCUGGUCAGUUUGUUCUUUAUGUUCAUCGGUUUUGUGCUGAACAAUAUCGGGCACAUCCGGCCCCACCGCACCAUACUGGCGUUUGUCUCUGGGAUCUUCUUCAUCCUGUCAGGGCUGUCUCUGGUGGUGGGUCUGGUUCUCUACAUCUCCAGCAUUAAUGACGAGAUGUUCAGCAGGACCAAGAGCAGUGAGGCGUAUUUCAGCUACAAGUACGGCUGGUCGUUUGCGUUCGCUGCCAUCUCGUUCCUGCUCACUGAGAGUGCAGGUGUGAUGUCGGUGUACCUGUUCAUGAAGCGCUACACGGCGGAGGAGAUCUACCAGCCCCACCCGAGCUUCUACCGGCCCCGGCUGAGCAACGGCUCUGAUUACUCGGGUCAGUUCCUCCACCCGGAGCCCUGGACCCGGGGCCGGAGCCCGUCAGACCUGUCCAGCGACGCCUCGCUCCAGAUGAACGCCAGCUACCCCGUGCUGCUCAAGUGUCCCGACUACCAGCAGGUGUCCUCCUCCUCGCCCUGCUGAGCUC
Rhinichthys klamathensis goyatoka is the source of this 860-nucleotide messenger RNA. RefSeq names its product calcium channel, voltage-dependent, gamma subunit 5b (gene cacng5b). Bases 26 to 856 code for a protein of 276 amino acids. The record is from RefSeq and is a predicted model, not a curated record. Gene Ontology annotation, biological process: regulation of AMPA receptor activity; neurotransmitter receptor internalization; transmission of nerve impulse. Lineage: Eukaryota; Metazoa; Chordata; Actinopteri; Cypriniformes; Leuciscidae. The transcript has 5 exons. Gene Ontology annotation, molecular function: channel regulator activity; voltage-gated calcium channel activity. Gene Ontology annotation, cellular component: AMPA glutamate receptor complex; postsynaptic density membrane.